AUGCACUUCUCCACGUUCGCCGCCUUUGCGGCUAUUGCCCCAUUCGUCAGUGCCCAUGGCGGUAUGGGACUGCCCAGGAUCGCUGGUAUCAACAUGCGGGACUUGAAGUCCCGUGACUUGCUGGCCAACCUCGAGGCUCGCAUUGCUGAGGUCCAGACUGCUCACGCUCACGCGAACGGUCUGGCUGCUCGCCAAGACGACCGCGAGUGCGGUGCUGGUAUUGGCUCCUGCGCUGCGGGACAAUGCUGCUCUGGUUCUGGAUACUGCGGAACUGAUGCCGACUAUUGCUACUCCCCUGGGUGUGACUACAAGUACGGCCCCGGCUGCCCUGAAAACAUUACUCCAGCUGGUACCAACACCUCGUCGAUUGCUCGCACCAAGAUUGGCUCCAUUGCGUACGGUGGUGCUGGUAUCUACAACUGUGUCACUCCCGGCACAGUUGCUCUGACAUACGAUGAUGGCCCACAGAAGGACUACACCACCCACGUCCUUGAUGUCUUCAAGACCUACAACGCUAAGGCCACUUUCUUCAUUACUGGCAACAACAUCAACAAGGGUGAGAUCGACACCACUGCCGAAUUCACCAGUGUCAUCAAGCGCAUGGACUCCGAGGGCCACCACAUCGCUUCCCAUACCUGGACUCACUUGGAUCUCAGCGCCGUCUCUUCUAUCGACCGCAAGCAGCAGAUGUGGAAGAACGAGAUGGCUCUUCGCAACAUCGUCGGCAAGAUUCCUACAUACAUGCGCCCUCCUUACUCCAGCUGCACUGCUGCCUCUGGCUGCGAGCAGGAUAUGGCUGAUCUUGGUUACCAUGUCACCUACUUCGACGUUGACACCGACGACUACAACCAGGACGACGUCAACAAGAUCCAGAACUCCAAGAACUACUUCAAAGGCAACAUCACUGCCAACGGCGCUUCCGCUGCCACUUCUGAUUGGUUGAGCAUUGGCCACGACAUCCACUACCAGACCGUUUACAACCUCACCGACUACAUGCUGUCCACGCUCACUGGCCUCGGCUACAAGGCUGUCACCGUUGGCGAAUGCCUCGGUGAUCCAUCUACCAACUGGUACCGCUCUGCUGGCGGCGCUGGCUCUGCCACCACCCAGACAUCAUCUGGUGCUGCUUCCACUGCCACUAAGAAGGUUUCCGCCGACGGCAUGUGCGGUACUACUGCUGGAACUACCUGCCUAGGCUCUACAUUUGGCAAUUGCUGCUCUCAGUACAACUACUGUGGUUCCACUACUGGCCACUGUGGAACUGGCUGCAACUCCGCCUUCGGCACAUGCAGCGGUUCUUCUUCUCAGGCUGCUAUUUCUACCGCCAAGGCUACCUCCACCAAGGCUGCCUCCACUAAGGCCACUUCCACUAAGGCCACCUCCACCAAGGCGGCUGCCACCUCUGCGGCCGUCAAGAAGGUUUCCACGGAUGGUUCUUGCGCCGGUACUGUAGGCUACGUCUGCUCAGGUUCGACCUUCGGCAACUGUUGCUCGCAGUACAACUACUGCGGAUCCUCAUCUGCUUACUGCCAGACGACCUCUGGCUGCCAGUCCGCUUUCGGUACCUGCAACUGA
Molecule: messenger RNA, 1575 nt
Organism: Didymella exigua CBS 183.55
Lineage: Eukaryota; Fungi; Ascomycota; Dothideomycetes; Pleosporales; Didymellaceae
Product: carbohydrate esterase family 4 protein
Exons: 4
Coding region: 1-1575 (524 amino acids)
Biological process (GO): carbohydrate metabolic process
Molecular function (GO): chitin binding; hydrolase activity, acting on carbon-nitrogen (but not peptide) bonds
Source: RefSeq, a predicted model, not a curated record